GUUUGCUACAGCACUAUUAGCACACACAAAAAGACAACAGAAAAAGAAAGAAAGAUGUCUGUCUCUUGUGAUGCAACACUGGAUGGAAUUUUCAAUAAAACUGUUGAAAAUAUAAAAUCACUGUCUGCAAAAAGUAAAGAGAAAAAACGGAAGAUCAUUGGGGAGUUGCUAAACAUUGACGGAAAAUACUCAUCUGAGCAUUCAACUGAAGUGAAGGUCUUCAACGACCCCAUUCAUGGUCAAAUGGAGCUGCACCCCCUGCUGGUGAAGAUCAUUGACACUCCUCAGUUUCAGAGACUGAGACACAUUAAACAGCUGGGAACUAAAUAUCUGGUGUAUCCUGGAGCCACUCACACUCGCUUCGAACACUCUCUUGGGUAACUUUUUCCUCUUU
Messenger RNA from Cyprinus carpio (common carp), 394 nucleotides. RefSeq names its product deoxynucleoside triphosphate triphosphohydrolase SAMHD1-like. NCBI's taxonomy places the organism in Eukaryota, Metazoa, Chordata, Actinopteri, Cypriniformes, Cyprinidae. The transcript has 3 exons. The coding region runs from base 55 to 381 and encodes 108 amino acids. The record is from RefSeq and is a predicted model, not a curated record.